ACUACAUUGUGGCGUGUGAGUGUAUACACUUUUUGUGUGCGUGCAGGGUGGCGGUCAGGCCUCCAUUUUUACCAGGACGUCUGCGCCAGCUGUCCACUGGCAUGUCAGUGGGAGCGUCACGGUGGUGAUACAGGCGUUGAAGAGUGAAUUGAGUUGGCUGCGUGCAGUUGGAUCCAGGAAGGUUCACGCUCACUUUCUCCGGCCUGUCCACGACCCAAAGCCCGACCAUGGCGGAUCAGUACCAGUUCAACACCAACGAGGAGAAGAUUGUGAAGGACAGCCACACCAAAGAGAUCGACCUCAUCAACAGAGACCCCAAGCAGAUCAAUGAGGAUGUCGUGAAGGUGGAGUUUGAGGAUGUCAUUGCAGAGCCUGAUGGGACACACAGUCUGGAUGGAGUGUGGAAGCUCAGCUACACCACUUUCACCGUGUCCAAAUACUGGUGCUACCGCAUCUUGUCUGCUGUCUUCGGUAUCCCCAUCGCUCUGCUCUGGGGCUUCCUGUUUGCCUGCAUCUCCUUCUGCCACAUCUGGGCUGUGGUUCCCUGCAUCAAGAGCUGCCUGAUUGAGUCACAGUGUGUCGGCCGCAUCUACUCGCUCUGCAUCCAGACCUUCUGCGAUCCUUUCUUUGAGGCCCUUGGCAAGAUCUUCAGCAGUGUGCGCGUCGCACUGCGCAAAGAAGUCUAAGAACUCUCACAGUAGUGUUUAUAGUAUGAUCGGAUGAAGUCCGGUAUCUUUUUAUACACCACAAGAUCAGUCCUGGCGUCAUGCUUGCUCCCUGACACUCCUCGUGCUUCCUUCACAACAUGCUGUUCUCCACCCUCCCAUCUUCAAGCCCUACGCUCUGAGUCCUGACGUGCCUGGUGUGCCUUUUGGCAGCAGAAGCUCUGCGACAGCUGCAGCUGGCGGCGUGGUUCUGUGACAGCCCUGGCAAUCCUGGAGGCCCUGUGCUUCACUAUGGGAGAAGAGGGCCGUCGGCCAUUAGGAGGAUCUGUCUGCUCUCAUUUAUUUGUCUCCCCAAAAAGCUCAGAUAAUGGCUUCUCAGUCACAUCAAAUGAAAUGAACUCCCCAACACGGCUGCACCUCCCGACAAUGCUGCCUGUAUGCAUUACACUUUUGCCUAUUCUUAAAAGUUAUAUGGAUGUUGUAUGUUGCUGUGUCCAGUGCUGUUUUGCUUAAUAUUGAUUGAAUUGAAUUUGACCCCAAUAUGUAUGUACAAUUAACCUAAUGAUAAAACCCUAACAGAAUGAAUGGGAAGUAAAGGUUUUCUGAAUGUCAUUUACUUUGCGUUUCUCCAUGUAUUAAAAAUCAUAUUCUGAUAUUUUUCCCUCUUAAUUUGUGAUAACUCCACAGUAACUGAGAGACUUUUUGGAGAAUCUCAACUGUACAAAAUAUGUAUGGAGCAAAGCCUUGAAGAUUAUGUACUUCCUUUUAUCAAAGUGUGAUGACUGGAAUAUUCAUUCUGCUACUAAGUAUGUGCAUAAACAACUAUUGACCUAAUAA
Molecule: messenger RNA, 1502 nt
Organism: Scophthalmus maximus (turbot)
Lineage: Eukaryota; Metazoa; Chordata; Actinopteri; Pleuronectiformes; Scophthalmidae
Gene: cav3
Product: caveolin 3
Exons: 2
Coding region: 228-686 (152 amino acids)
Biological process (GO): regulation of membrane potential; caveola assembly
Cellular component (GO): caveola
Molecular function (GO): molecular adaptor activity; connexin binding; transmembrane transporter binding
Source: RefSeq, a predicted model, not a curated record